Messenger RNA from Sinocyclocheilus rhinocerous, 1526 nucleotides. Its product is annotated as myelin expression factor 2. Bases 23 to 1381 code for a protein of 452 amino acids. Gene Ontology annotation, molecular function: mRNA binding. NCBI's taxonomy places the organism in Eukaryota, Metazoa, Chordata, Actinopteri, Cypriniformes, Cyprinidae. The record is from RefSeq and is a predicted model, not a curated record. Gene Ontology annotation, cellular component: nucleus; cytoplasm; ribonucleoprotein complex. The transcript has 14 exons.
UUCAUUUGUAUUUUCCCUUUGUAUGUCUCAUGUAGUUGGUGAGGUUACAUCCGUGGAACUCUUUAAGGAUGGAGAAGGAAAGUCAAGGGGCUGCGGUGUGGUUGAGUUCAGAGAUGAAGAGUUCGUGAAGAAAGCCAUCGAGGUCAUGAGCAAACACGAUCUGAACGGACGGCCGCUGAACAUUAAGGAGACGGUUCCUGACGCGGGUCUGUUUCAGGAUCCGGACGGAGAGCAUGCGCGGCGCGUCCUGCAGAGAUCGGGCCGGAUGUACGGAGCGGGCCGAGGGCAAGACGCAGCUCCAGCCGGGAUAAACAUCCCUCCCUCCAUCGCCAACAACCCCAACAUCCCUCCAGAGAUCAUCAGCGCGCUGCAGGCCGGACGGCUCGGCAGCACCGUGUUCGUGGCCAACCUGGACGUUAAGGUGGGCUGGAAGAAGCUGAAGGAGGUGUUCAGUAUGGCUGGGACGGUGAGGAGGGCCGAUGUGAAAGAAGACCAAGACGGGAAGAGUCGAGGGAUGGGGACGGUCACCUUCGAGCAGCCGCUGGAGACCGUACAAGCCAUCUCCAUGUUCAACGGUCAGAUGCUGUUUGACAGACAGAUGCAUGUGAAAAUGGAUGAUAAAUCACUUCCUCCAGAUGACUUCAGGCCUGCGGAGAAACCGCCACAGUUACCCCGAGGUCUGGGUGGUGUUGGGAUGGGUUUGGGUCCCGGCGGUCAGCCAAUAAAUGCCAACCGUCUCAGUGGAGGAGGCGUCGGCUCCAUGGGACCUGGAGGGAUGGACGGGCCGGGAUGCAGCAACAUGAACCGCAUGAGUGGGAUGGGCGGAGGCUUCUCCGGCAUGGACUGCAUGGGUGGAAUGGGAGGAUUCGGUGGCAGAGACAUGGGACCCAUGGGCCGAAUGGGAGAUGUGUAUCGCUCUGGAAUGGGAGGAAUGGACAGAGACUUCGGCAGAAGGGACAUGGGGAUGAACCGCCCGUUCGGAGACUCGUUUGGAGGUGGAGGAUAUGCAGGAAUGGGGAAUGCUGGGAUGGGACCCAUGGGCUCUGGAUUAGGUCACUCAUCUCAUGCUCUCACACACAAAAUUACAUGUGGAGGAGGGAUGGUGAAUAUGGGAAUGGACCGAAUGAACUCCGGCUUCGACCGGAUGGGUGGGAACAUGCCACAGCUCUCGUACGAUCUGACCUGGCAGAAGCUCAAGGAGAAGUUCAGUUACUGCGGUCAGGUGAUGUACGCUGAAAUAAAGAUGGAGAACGGCAAAUCUAAAGGCUGCGGCACGGUGCGCUUCGACUCUCCUGAGAGCGCAGAGAAAGCCUGCCUGAUGAUGAACGGAACCAAGAUCAACGGACGAGAGGUUGAUGUUCGUAUCGACCGCAACGCUUGAGACACACACACACAUCACAGAGCCCAGCUUUUGUUUUGUUUUAAAAACAUCAUGACUGUCAUAUCAGCAAUCUCACCAGCUGCUUCAGCUCCAUGUGUUAGUGACCACGCUUUCUUUUCUGUUUUUUGUUUGUAAACAUUUUAAU